AUGUCAGUUUUCGGUUUUGAUGAAUGCUUUCCUGCAAAUAAUUGUCCCUCGUGCAGGAUGGGUGGAAGCUGCAAGGGGAGCGGGAGGGGUGAGGAAGCGGGAUGGGGCGGGGUGGGCUUUGACGUCACGAGCCUUGUGGUCGGCGGCUGCAACCCCAAUCAGCUGACAGUUAUGCUCGCUCCUCCGUCGAGUACGGACGAC
Iphiclides podalirius (scarce swallowtail) is the source of this 201-nucleotide messenger RNA. NCBI's taxonomy places the organism in Eukaryota, Metazoa, Arthropoda, Insecta, Lepidoptera, Papilionidae. The record is from the annotation of a GenBank genome assembly.